Messenger RNA from Drosophila ficusphila, 4437 nucleotides. RefSeq lists its product as uncharacterized. Gene Ontology annotation, biological process: protein phosphorylation. Lineage: Eukaryota; Metazoa; Arthropoda; Insecta; Diptera; Drosophilidae. The record is from RefSeq and is a predicted model, not a curated record. Bases 829 to 4077 code for a protein of 1082 amino acids. Gene Ontology annotation, molecular function: ATP binding; protein tyrosine kinase activity. The transcript is spliced from 3 exons.
CACUACAUCAGCUGCUUAAAAAAAUACCAAAGGUGUUUGGCCGUCGCGCAUUUUCAAUCGCAAAUUAAAUGCUGCUAAUUUUGUAUAACAACCGCAGUGCUCGAAUAACAAAGCAAAACACGCUGAUUUCAACGAAUUAAGUGAAUUUAAGGGGUAGCAAUUAGGCUGCCUUGUGUUUUUUGUGGCACCUGCGUUUUGCGUUGCUUUUUCGUGCAUUCACACGAAAAACACACACACACGGCCGUGCAGCGAAUGCGUGUGUGUGUGAAAUUGUGCAAAAAGCUGUGACGAUAGAGGAGGGGGUGGUGCGAGGGAGGCGGACGGACUGUUGCUGUUGAACGCGAAUAUUCAUUGUUUUUGUGUGUGCACUAUAAAUUAAUAUUAAAGUGCCUGCGUCAUGAGGGGACCGCUUACCUCUCGCCAGCGAGUUCAGCAGCUAAACAGACAGCUGCUCAUUUGGCGAGUGUAAACAAAGCAACACACACACACACACAUAGAUAUAUCAAAACGACUGCGACGCCGCCGUCCUUCACCUUGCUGCGACUGCGACGCCGACAUCGACUGUGGCUGCAACUGUUGUUUGCAUAUUGAAUUUCACAUCUUUAAGCCGCAAACUCUCCAUAUCCACAACGUCCACCACUUCCAUCUGCCGCAUCAUCUUUUGUCUGGCCAACCUGUUCGGUUUUCAGACAGGAAGUUUCGCAGUAUCCAAGUUUAGCCAAGUGCAGCGACAGCGACGCCGACGUCAACGGAAGCAGCGACGCUCGCUGCCAGCGCCGCCGAAGCAGCAGCUGUAAAGUAAAACAAGCAGCUCUUUUAAACUCGGAUAUGACCUCCAUAUCCACGACGGAUGGCGGCCACAGCAGCGAGACGGCCUGGCUGGAGGACCUGCUGCAGGAGGUGCAGCUGGAGCAGUUCCUGGACAGGAUACGGGACGAUCUGCAGGUGACCCGGCUGGCCCACUUCGACUACGUCCUGCCCGACGACCUGGAGCGAUGUGGACUGGGGAAGCCGGCCAUCAGGCGACUGAUGGAGGCGGUGCGGAAAAAGAAGGCUCACCAGUGGCGCAAGAACAUCCUGUCCAAGCUGAUUGGCGGCGGCAAGCAGCCCUCGUCCAAGAAGCAGUCGUCCUCCGCCCGGGAAUCGGGUCAGGGCAAUGGCACCCAGCUAACCUGCCUCAUCCACGAAAAGGACAUCACAAUGGGCCUAAAACUGGGCGACGGAUCGUUCGGUGUGGUGAGACGCGGCGAGUGGAGCGCCUCUCCAGCGGGCAAGGUCAUCCCGGUGGCCGUCAAGGUGCUCAAGUCGGACAACCUCACCCAGCCCGGCAUCAUCGACGACUUCUUCCGCGAGGUUCAGGCCAUGCACGCUUUGGAUCACGCGAAUCUGGUGCGGCUCUAUGGAGUGGUGCUGUCGCAACCCAUGAUGAUGAUUACGGAGUUGGCGGAGCGAGGAUCCCUGCUGGACACACUGCGCAAGCAAUGCCGCCACACCUCGCUAACGAUCAUCUGGAACUGGUCGGUGCAGAUUGUCACUGGAAUGGCGUACCUGGAGCAGAAGCGCUUCCUGCAUCGCGACCUGGCCUGCCGCAAUGUCCUGCUGGCCGCUGGCAACAAGAUCAAGAUCGGAGACUUUGGUCUGAUGCGCGCUCUGCCGCAGGAGGACGACUGCUAUGUGAUGUCCGAGCACAAGAAGGUGCCCUUUCCCUGGUGCGCUCCCGAGUCGCUGCGCUUCCGGCAGUUCUCGCACGCCUCGGACACCUGGAUGUUUGGCGUGACCCUCUGGGAGAUGUUCAGCUUCGGCGAGGACCCUUGGGUGGGGCUGAACGGCUCGCAGAUCCUGCGCAAGAUCGAUCGCGAGGGGGAGCGUCUGCAUCAGCCGGACGCCUGUCCACCGGAUGUCUACGCCAUGAUGCUGCAGUGCUGGGAUAAAACGCCUGCCGAGCGACCCACAUUCGCUGCUCUCAAGGAAUACCUGGCCAGUAUGUCACCGCCUGUGAUGCGUGCCUCCCGCAGCCAUCACGAGUCCAAGGGACUUCAAAUCGAGCCCGGUGACACCAUUGCCAUCAUCGAUGGACGCCACGAGCUCAAGUUGAUCAAAGGCCAGAACCAGCGCACCUUCGACAUCGGAAUCUUUCCCAGGAGUCUGCUGGAGCAGCGGAAAGUGGCUGCUGCCGGCGAUGUGGUGAUGCGCAGCAGCAUGGGCAACGGCUCAUCGUCUUCGCCUUUCGGUUUCUGCUGGGGCGGAGCAGCUGCCAUGGCAAAUGGCGAGGAUCGCCAACGGAAGUGUGCCUCGAUGGCCAAUCAAGCGCACGCCAAGGAGCGCAAGUCGACCUCCAGCAAGCAGUUUGCCUACAACAAACUGGUCAAUGAGGCGGCAGCUGCGGCCGGACUCCAGCGACGGAAUGCCGUGAAGCACAAAGGACCGGUGGUGGGUCCACAGCGACCGCCACCGCCGCAGUUCCAGCAGGAGGGCAUUCUCAUCGACAUUUCGCCCGAUAUGCGACCCUUGCCCGGCGGAGGAGGAGGAGCAAAAGCCGAAGGAGCGGGCGACAGUUCGUCCCUGCAGGCGGACAGUUCCUUUUGCAUUCUCGACGCCCCCAUAGAUGUGCCCACUUAUGCCGGAUCCAGUGGAUCGGGGGAACUGAAUGUUUCGCCCACAUACUUCAACGAGCAGCCGCAAUUCGACUUCGAUCCGGCCAACGUGACAGCCUCGCCUGGUCGGCUGCAACCGCCGCCGUACCAGAUGCCACCCACUUACUCGAACACCAUGGAGUUUGUCCAGAAACGAGACCUUCACCAACAGCAGCUGGCGACGCCGGUAAGGGAGCGGGAUCCUUUCGAUACCACCAACCUGGAAACAGCAGUCGCACUCUACUCGAAUUUUAACCAGUCCCUCGAGGCGGUUCCUCCGCCAGCCCCGAUCUACACCAGUCCUUCCGUGCGGAAAAGCCUGUUCGGCGGUCCCAACUCGAAUAAGGAGAACAUACCUGCGCUGGAAUCUGCGGCGAUGCAGCUGAAUCUCAGUAACCUUGCGUUGGAGCGACGCGACACAGUUGCCACAAUGGGCAGCCAGCCCAUGGAGCCACUACCUGCGCCCCCGGCCGACGGAGUGCUGCUGGACAAAUCCUUCAUCGCCGAACUGGAGAAGGACAUGUACAGCAAUGGGCAGAACCGGGCGCAGGAGGAGUACCAGCGCAACUCCACCCAGAUGUACGCCAGCAAGGACAUGGUCUACAAACAGAAUCUCACGCCCCUCAAGAACGGAGUAGCCGCCGGUGCGGGCCACUCGAAUCAUUCCAGUCCCUCGUCCACAGCCUCGCCCAAGCAGAACAACCUGGAGGCGGCCGCAGCGGCGGCGGUGGCCACGACGCAGAGUGUGGUGAAUCGCAUUUGGUACGAGCAGGUGGCCUCCACGCCCUCCGAGUACUACGCCCAGCCGCCGCCGGAGGAGCAGAUCUACCAAAACCAUCAUCACCAGCAGCAGCAGCUGCAGCAGGAGUCCAACCAUUCGUUUGUGGCUAUUUCGAAUAGGGUGGUGGUGGCACCCAAGAACACGGCGUACGCCUCCGCCGGCUCUCUCUAUGAUGCAGUGGCGGCCAGCACGGCGGGAUCUACCUACUACGGCCAGGUGCCGAAUGGAACUGGAGCUGUCCUGUACGAUGAAGUCACCCACGACGAUUACCUGCGGCCAACGAGACCUGCUCCGCUGGCGCCACCGCCACUUUCCGCGCAGCAGAUCCAACGGCGGAUGGACAAGAUGCGACUGCAGCAGCAGCAGCAGCUGGAGGGAGCCCAUCAGCUCUACGCCCCGGUGCCCUCGGACUAUGGACGCGAGCAGGAGAAGCUCCAGCAGCUGAUGCAGGAGCUGGGCAGCUCUGCCGUGGAGCAGGAUGUGCGCAAUGCGUUGCGAGCGGCCAGCGGGGAUGUGGCUCUGGCCACGCGGCAUUACAAGAUCGACCAGCUGGCGCGAUUGGGCGUGGCCGGACGACCCCAGUGCGAACAGGCGCUGCAGCAGACCAACUGGAGCCUGGAGGUGGCAGCCGAGUUCCUGCUGCAGUCCACAAAUGCGGGCUAAAGUCCCGAAAAGAAUAACCAUGUAUUAGCGCCUCGAAUACAAUUGCUUUAGUUUUAAUUGCUGAAUAUUCGUCUAUGAUUAGCCAACGAUGUCUCGAAUCUUUAACAAAAUACUCCUAGGUGAAUGCCCAAAUGCAAACACACAUUGUCAACGACUGUACAAUAUCUUCUAUUUUAUAUAAGCGAUCGUAUAAAAUUACUUUAUAAUUGUUAUUCGAUGUCUGCGUAUUCUAAAGUGCCCCACAAUUUGGUUUACAGACGAAGCCGCGGAUCGACUGGUUCAGGUCAUAAAUUUAAAAGCAUGCAAAAAUUAAUUUUGUUUUGAAAUCAAAUAAAUUAUAUGUAAUUGUUACAAAACAAA